This is a messenger RNA of Trypanosoma grayi, 660 nucleotides long. RefSeq lists its product as hypothetical. Bases 1 to 660 code for a protein of 219 amino acids. The record is from RefSeq and is a predicted model, not a curated record. The transcript has a single exon. NCBI's taxonomy places the organism in Eukaryota, Euglenozoa, Kinetoplastea, Trypanosomatida, Trypanosomatidae.
AUGAAGGGACUCGAGGAGUGGCUCGCGUCAUCGUCAUCGUCGGACGAGGCAAACGACGCGAGUGUCAUGAACGCACCGCCGCCGCCGGCGAGGCGCUACGCGAGUAACUCCGACCCCCGCGCGGCCGACCUCACACGUCAGGAGGUAACGCGCAGUCGCAUGCGGAGUAUCCUCGGCGACGGUGUCGUGACGGCCGUUGCCGCGCAGUCGAAGGCACAGGAAGAUGCAGGCUCAACACCGAGGCCUCUCUCGCCCGUCUCGAGGAGAAAAAGUCUUCUGGAGCCACCGAUACCUUUGGGCGGUGGCAGUAGCAGAAGCAACACCAAUAAUAAGAGCUCAGCUUCUACAACCUCACCGGCUCCAGAAACAACGACAACAGAGUAUCGUCGUGUGGAGGUGAUGGUCGUCGACCGCGGCACGCAAACGACGUCGACGGUCGGCUGUCAGACCGACCCCGAGCCCACGCCGCCGUACGUUGCGUUCCCGUUUGCGCCCGGCCCGGUGUGCCGUUGUGGUGUGCGGCGUCCAUGCGCCAAUGUGUUGAAUGAGGACGCAUCGACUACACGGUUUAAGGAGCAGCUUGAGACGAUACAGAAUUCCAUAGAUAUGAUGAUUGCACGGUACAACUUGCCGCCGCCCCCGCUGCCUCGAGUGCAGUGA